This is a messenger RNA of Alternaria arbusti, 582 nucleotides long. RefSeq lists its product as uncharacterized. The transcript is spliced from 2 exons. Bases 1 to 582 code for a protein of 193 amino acids. The record is from RefSeq and is a predicted model, not a curated record. Lineage: Eukaryota; Fungi; Ascomycota; Dothideomycetes; Pleosporales; Pleosporaceae.
AUGAUCAUGGCCUCCCAGUCGAUGCAUCACGGCGUCGAGCAUAGAUGUGCUUCCAUCCACAUCCUCGGUCCGCGACACUCAGGCCUCGAAGAAAUAUGCGACGACCUGCUUGAUUCAGACAAAAUCGAGCAUCUGACACGCACGUACAUCAAGGAUACCUGCCAGCAUUUCCAGACAUCAGACAGUAAAGAAAAGUUUGAUGACAUCUCUUCUGGCAACCCGGUGUACAUUAGCGCUAUGGAGAGAUGGGCGACUAAAUAUGGGGAGCUCAAGACGGAUGACCAGAGGAAUAACACUGGUGAGAAACAAACCAUUGGAUCUUUUCUCAAAAGCGUUACAUCGAAGGUAAACAGCAUCUUGAAGAAGCUGCUGCAGUCAGAACAAGCUCGGAUACAAAAGGCGAGAGGAAAAGCUUGGGCGACAUAUCUUGAAGAACGGAAGACGGCUGAGAGGACUUUUGCGGAGAUGGGGACGCAGCUAGAUACGCUAUCAUUGGAAGUUGAUGGAAAUGAUGCGGUCGCGGCCGUUGAGAAGAUCUGCGACAAAUGGAAGACGAUGCAGAAUGAGUAUGGGGAUGCUUGA